Leptopilina boulardi is the source of this 850-nucleotide messenger RNA. RefSeq lists its product as uncharacterized. The transcript has 2 exons. NCBI's taxonomy places the organism in Eukaryota, Metazoa, Arthropoda, Insecta, Hymenoptera, Figitidae. The record is from RefSeq and is a predicted model, not a curated record. Bases 132 to 629 code for a protein of 165 amino acids.
CACCUUAAGUUAAAAACCUCUACCUAACCUAAACUAAAAACCACCUGUCAAAAGCAAACAAAAAUAAACAUUGAUAUAAACCAGUAUAAACUAAAUCUGUUUAUUAAAUUUGAAUUAACUAUUCAAGUAUAAUGACUAAACACAAUCGUUGGUGUUUAUUACAAUGUUUCACUAAAGAUGCUGAAUUUUAUAUAGUGAGAAAAAACAGUUUACUAGUGACCGAUGAAGCAGAAAUAAAAAUCGGGGCAAAAAUUCAGUUUCCGUAUCCUGAAGACAAAACAAAUUCAAAAAUUAAAAUUGGAAAAAUCAUUAUGGAAUCGGAAUCGCAGAAAAUAGUACAGAAUGAAAUGAAAAAGAUGAAAAUAGAAAUGGAAGAGAACGGAAUCACGAUAGAAGAUAUAAUGAAAGAAGAAAAGGAACAGUAUGAAGAAAAACGACAAGAAUAUCGCUCAAGAGCAAGACAAGAUAAUAUUGAUAUGGCAAAAUUGCUACUACAAGAGUUAGACGAAAGAACUAAACGUGAAGCUAAUUUACAGAAUAGUAUUGUUGAAGCGUUAAAUUUAACAGAAGAAACGAAUGCUUCAGUUUUGAACAUUGAAAGUUUAUUUUACGAUUUAAACAAAAUUUAAACAAAAUGUGGUUUAAAAAAAAAAAUUUCGGCGUUUCUUAUUUUCUUAUUUUUGAAUGUCACAUAAUGUAAGUUCAAAUAUGAAAAUUAAACAAAAUCUGUAUACUUAGUUUAUUUGUUGAAACAGGAGAUACAUUUGUAUCUCCUGUACAUAUGUAUCCAUUUCAUAAUAAAUAAUUAAAUGAAACAAAAAAUAAAAUGACCUGAGAAAUUGAAUUUCAC